AUGGCUGCAGCCAUCGCCAGCGGUUUGAUCCGGCAGAAGCGCCAAGCGCGCGACUUGCAGCACUGGGACCGGCCCUCGGCCAACAGGAGGCGCAACAGCCCCAGCAAGAACCGCGGGCUUUGCAAUGGCAACCUGGUGGAUAUCUUCUCCAAGGUCCGCAUCUUUGGGCUCAAGAAGAGGAGGUUGCGGCGCCAAGAUCCCCAGCUCAAGGGCAUAGUGACCAGGUUAUAUUGCAGGCAAGGCUACUACUUGCAAAUGCACCCAGAUGGAAGUCUCGAUGGAACCAAGGAUGACAGCACUAAUUCUACAUUGUUCAACCUCAUACCAGUGGGACUUCGAGUUGUUGCUAUCCAGGGUGUAAAAACAGGCUUGUAUAUAGCCCUAAAUGGAGAAGGAUUCCUUUAUACAUCAGAACUUUUUACACCCGAAUGUAAGUUUAAGGAGUCUGUUUUUGAAAAUUAUUAUGUAAUCUACUCGUCGAUGCUCUACAGACAGCAAGAGUCGGGUAGGGCCUGGUUCUUGGGGCUCAACAAGGAAGGGCAAGUCAUGAAAGGCAAUAGAGUGAAGAAAACUAAACCAGCAGCUCAUUUUCUACCGAAGCCAUUGGAAGUUGCCAUGUACCGAGAACCCUCUCUGCAUGAUGUUGGAGAAACAGUGCCAAAAGCCGGGGUGACGCCAAGCAAAAGCACAAGUGCAUCGGCAAUAAUGAAUGGAGGCAAACCAGUUAACAAGAGUAAGACCACAUAGCCAGAGCCUUGUGGAUGUUGUGACUUACUGACUCUCUGUGUACAGCUGAGCACUUUAUCCUUGCAAGACUAUCCCACUCUGGUGUCUGUGGAUUAGCUGGAAGCAAGCAACGGCUUGCUCUGUGCUCGUUCCAAAUCUGUAACUCCUCCCACAGCAAAGACAUUUGGAUGGCCAGCUGAACUCCAACCAUAGAAUGCCCUGCCAGAUAUGGAAUGCCUUUUAAUCUCUUUUCUGUGACUGUGACACCUCAUGUGAAUGGCAUACUUCACAAGUACACUUGAUAUCUUGCCUGCUGACAGUUACCCAUAACUCCCCCUUUGGAGCCCAGGAAAUCCCCAUGUUUUAAGUUCAAUUUUGUAGCCCAACAGAAUAACAACAAGUAAUUUCUAGAUAGAUGCUGUAAAACCUGUGCUAUUAUGGAUUUUCUCUUCCUCCCCUUUUUUACGAGGCUGCUUGCUCUGCUGUCUGUGUGACUCCUUUGCAGGGAUUAUGUUUCUCUCAGAUUUAUAAGUGUUGCUGGUGGCUUAGUUCUGGAAAGCCAUCAGGGAAUUAGAGGAGCCUUCAAAACCCCAUUAGGGAUCAUACCUGUAAAAGAUAGGAUCAUUGCAAAUAAGGAUUCAGCCUGAAUACACUCCAGUAUGUUCCUGAGGAGGGAAAAGCAUCACGCGUGGCUAGUCAACAACCUUUCAAGGCCAAUGUUUGAUACCCCCUGUGUGUGUGUGUGUGUUUUAUACAUAUCACAGACUUACUGGUAAUGGUAACAUUUGCCUUGCCCAGCGAGCAAGACCCACAUAUUUUUAAGGAAGUGGGUCCAAAGAACUCUGUAGGCCUUGUAGGCCUGAAUUAAGGCUCAUUUUUCAUCUACUACUACUCAUUAUCUGAAAUUUUAAAAAAAAUAGAAUGAACAGGAAUUCUGCUACCUAAAUCUCUUUCAAAAUAAUAGAUUCCUUCUCCUGUUUUUAAAGAAUGGAACAUAAUCCCAUCUUUAUUUAUGGCUGUAGUUCACUCUUUUACUCAGCAAAGCAUGGGCAAGGAAGUUGUGUUUUUCUCUGCAGCACCAAUGCAAAAGGUAGUUACAGAAUAUACUUUAAUAUUUUCAGUGUUAAAAGGAGAGGGAAGAUUUCAAACAUAUUUGAAGGGUUCUUUUGUGUUUCUCUGACAGCUUAGCGUGCAAAGUCCAGGCAAUGUAUUAUUUUAUCUGUACCACAGUGCUGUGUCCAGUACAGCUCCUUAGGAUAUUACGGCCACCAAAUUGCUAGGUUUUCAGUGCCUUGCGUUUAUCUAACUAUUUUGGUUUUCGCUGUAUUCCAUGAACCUAAGAAAAUUCCAACAAAAUAACAAGGUCAAGGACUUUUCUGCUUUGAUUACUAAACGAAAUAAAUACCACUAAUAUUUCUUGGAUAAAGAGAAUUGAGGCCAAAAUGAAAGAAUAGUAACAGGGAAGAAAA
Molecule: messenger RNA, 2195 nt
Organism: Candoia aspera
Lineage: Eukaryota; Metazoa; Chordata; Lepidosauria; Squamata; Candoiidae
Gene: FGF14
Product: fibroblast growth factor 14
Exons: 5
Coding region: 1-747 (248 amino acids)
Biological process (GO): regulation of voltage-gated sodium channel activity
Cellular component (GO): cytoplasm; nucleus
Molecular function (GO): sodium channel regulator activity; growth factor activity
Source: RefSeq, a predicted model, not a curated record